Hippocampus zosterae (dwarf seahorse) is the source of this 2368-nucleotide messenger RNA. Its product is annotated as kinesin-like protein KIF2A. The record is from RefSeq and is a predicted model, not a curated record. Gene Ontology annotation, biological process: microtubule-based movement. The coding region runs from base 121 to 2322 and encodes 733 amino acids. Gene Ontology annotation, molecular function: ATP binding; microtubule motor activity; microtubule binding. The transcript is spliced from 21 exons. Lineage: Eukaryota; Metazoa; Chordata; Actinopteri; Syngnathiformes; Syngnathidae.
GGCCAACGCAAUUUGGCACGCGCGAGCUCACCAAAUCACCCUUUAUUUAAAUAAAUAAAGCAGGGGAGGGGGGCUGGGGGAAGAGGGAAGGUUAAGGGAGAGACGUGGCGGGGGGGCGCGAUGGCCGCCAUCUACGGGAAGAUCUUCGUGGGCAUCUACGUGGAGAUAAAGCGGAGUGACGGUCGAAUCCACCAGGCCAUGGUCACGUCGCUGCACGAGGACAACGACAGCGUGACGGUGGAAUGGAUCGAGAAUGGCGACACCAAAGGGAAAGAGAUCGACCUGGAGAGCGUCUUUGCACUGAACCCGGAUCUGGCCCCCGAGGAAGACGUGCCCCCAAGUCCGGAGACGGCUCUCCCUCCUUCCAACGUUGCCAAGCCCGGCAAAGUGGCCAAGACUCGACGAACCACCGCGAUACCCAAACCCGAGAACGCCCCGCGGGAGAACAGAGCUGCGGCGGUGGGAACCACCCGAGCUCGUCCCAGCCAGCACGGCCAGCAUGUUGAGCCCCCUCCCCCGUCCAUCACCACCCAGCCUGCAGCAGCUCCGACAGCAGCCAACCAAUCGCUGAUCCAGCAGCAGAAUGCGCGAAGGAAGUCCAACUGCGUGAAGGAAGUGGAGAGGCUGCAGGAGAAGCGAGAGAAGCGCCGACUUCAGCAGCAGGAACUCCGAGAAAAACGAGCUCAGGAAGUUGACGUGAACCUGCCAAACUACGAGAUCAUGUGCAUGAUCCGAGACUUCCGGGCCAGUCUGGACUACCGGCCCUUGACUUCCGCUGACCUGAUCGAGGAACAUCGGAUCUGCGUGUGCGUGCGGGCGCGGCCGCUCAAUAAAAAAGAAGUGUCCGUCAAGGAUCUGGACGUGAUCACCAUUCCCAGCAAAGACGUGGUGAUGGUCCACGAGCCCAAGCAGAAGGUGGACCUGACGCGCUACUUGGAGAACCAGACCUUCCGCUUUGACUACGCCUUCGAUGAGAACUCCACCAACGAGAUGGUCUACAGGUUCACGGCUCAGCCGCUGGUGGAGACCAUCUUUGAGCGGGGGAUGGCCACCUGCUUCGCCUACGGCCAAACGGGAAGCGGGAAGACGCACACCAUGGGAGGGGACUUCUCCGGAAAGAACCAGGACUGCUCCAAGGGCAUCUACGCACUCUCUGCCCGAGACGUCUUCCUCAUGCUGAAGAAGCCAAUCUACAAGAAGUUGGACCUCCAAGUCUUUGCCACCUUCUUUGAGAUCUACAGCGGCAAGGUGUUUGACCUGCUGAACCGCAAAGCGAAGCUGCGCGUGCUGGAGGACGGCAAGCAGCAGGUGCAGGUGGUGGGCCUGCAGGAGCGGGAGGUGAAAGGCACGGAAGAUGUCCUCAAGCUCAUCGAAGUGGGGAACAGCUGCAGGACAUCCGGCCAGACCUCGGCCAACGCCCACUCCUCGCGUAGCCACGCCGUCUUCCAGAUCAUCCUGCGGCGCCGCGGCAAGAUGCACGGCAAGUUCUCCCUCAUCGACCUGGCGGGGAACGAGCGCGGCGCCGACACGUCCAGCGCCGACCGCCAGACGCGCUUGGAAGGAGCCGAGAUCAACAAGAGCCUGCUGGCCCUCAAGGAGUGUAUCCGAGCUCUGGGUCGCAACAAACCGCACACUCCUUUCCGCGCCAGCAAGUUGACUCAGGUGCUGAGAGAUUCCUUCAUCGGGGAAAACUCUCGGACUUGCAUGAUCGCCACCAUCUCUCCCGGGAUGGCGUCCUGCGAAAACACCUUGAAUACGCUUCGGUACGCCAACAGAGUGAAGGAGUUCGGGAUCAGCCCUUCGGAUAUUCCCUUUUCGCAGAGCGCUCGCUCGGACCUUUCGCCGACUUAUGAGGUGAAGGAGCUGUCGGCGGAGCCGGCGGCCGUCACGGACCCUCUUGCGGACGGACACGUCAACCAGCUCGACGUCCUGGAGGCCCAGUGGGGCGUGGGCAGCUCCCCGCAAAGAGAUGACCUCAAGUUGCUCUGCGAACAGAACGAGGAGGAGGUCUCCCCGCAGCUCUUCACCUUCCACGAGGCGGUGUCGCAGCUCGUGGAGAUGGAGGAGCAGGUUCUUGAGGAUCACAGGGCCGUCUUCCAGGAGUCCAUCCGCUGCCUGGAGGACGAGAAGGUGCUGCUGGAGAUGACGGAGGAGGUGGACUAUGACGUAGAGUCGUACGCCACCCGGCUGGAACAAAUCCUGGAGCAGAAGAUCGACAUCCUCACCGAGCUGAGAGAUAAAGUCAAGUCCUUCCGCUGUGCACUGCAGGAAGAGGAACAAGCUAGCCAACAAAUCACCCCCAAGAGGCCUCGUGCAUUUUAGACACACACACAAAUCCAACAGGGAGGCAGCAGCUCAUGUAAAUUUC